Molecule: messenger RNA, 1398 nt
Organism: Alnus glutinosa
Lineage: Eukaryota; Viridiplantae; Streptophyta; Magnoliopsida; Fagales; Betulaceae
Product: serine carboxypeptidase-like 7
Exons: 14
Coding region: 1-1398 (465 amino acids)
Biological process (GO): proteolysis; secondary metabolic process
Molecular function (GO): acyltransferase activity, transferring groups other than amino-acyl groups; serine-type carboxypeptidase activity
Source: RefSeq, a predicted model, not a curated record
AUGGCAGCAGCCAGCUAUUUCAGGUGUGUAUGUUUCCACUUUAUUCUUCAACUGCUUUUCUCGAAGCCUGCGGUUCCUUUCUCCAGUAUUAAGUCUCUGCCGGGAUUUUCUGGUUCUCUCCCCUUCAAACUUGAAACUGGAUACAUCGGGGUGAAUGAGAAGGAAGAUGUGCAAUUCUUCUACUACUUUAUCGAAUCUGAAGGGAAUCCCAGAGAGGAUCCCCUUAUGCUCUGGUUCACUGGUGGCCCUGGCUGCUCUGCUAUCUCUGGACUUACUUUUGAGAUAGGUCCUCUACAUUUCAACAUGGUCAAGUACAAUGGCAGCCUACCAACUUUGGCAUUGAAUCCAUACUCAUGGACUAAGGUUGCCAGUAUAAUUUUUGUGGAUUCACCUGCUGGCACUGGAUUCUCAUAUUCAAGGAGCUUUCAAGGUUCUAAGACCACAGAUACAACACACGCCAAUCAGGGUUAUGGUUUUUUAAUAAAGUGGUUGCUCAAUCAUCCCAGUUUCAUUGCUAAUCCCCUAUAUAUCGGUGGUGACUCAUAUUCUGGCAUGAUCGUUCCAAUCAUUGUUCAAAAAAUAUCAGAUGGCAUUGAAGCUGGGUACGAACCACUACUCAAUCUUAAAGGUUAUUUGCUUGGUAAUCCAGCAACCGAUCCAAAAUUUGACUUCAAUUCAAAAGUUCCAUUUGCUCAUCGUAUGGCAAUCAUUCCUGAUGAGCUUUACAAGAGGGCUAAAAGGAGUUGCAAAGGGGAGUACAUAGAGAUAGACCCCAGCAAUAUACAAUGCUCAAAUGAUCUUCAAGCUAUCUCAAAGUGCACUGAAAGGAUAAACAAUCCGCACAUCUUGGAGCCUAAGUGCCCUUCGAACCGUCCAUUGAAUAAGAUAGCUGAAAAUCGAAGAUAUCUUAUAGAAAGAUAUGGAGAGUCCUAUGAACCUGAAUUUCGUCGAUUUGGGUGUAGAAACUAUAAUGAUUUUCUCUGCAACAUAUGGGCAAAUAAUAAAAGUGUCCAGAGAGCACUUUAUGUGAGAAAGGGAACAGUAAGUGUAUGGACACGAUGCAACAUGCAUUUACAUUACCAGAAGGAUGUUGAGAGCACUGUAAGCUAUCAUUUUUAUCUCAACAGCAAAGGCUGUCGAGCUCUCAUAUACAGUGGUGAUCAUGACAUGAAUAUGCCAUACUUGGGAACCCAAUUGUGGAUCAAAUCUCUAAAUUUGUCCAUUGUUGAUGAGUGGCGGCCAUGGCUGGUAGAUCUUCAAGUUGCCGGAUUCACAAGGGGAUACUCAAACCACCUCACAUAUGCGACUGUAAAGGGAGGAGGUCACACAGCCCCGGAGUACAGGCCUAAGGAAUGCUAUGCCAUGUUCAAAAGGUGGAUUUCUCAAGCACCACUGUAA